Messenger RNA from Scutellospora calospora, 1164 nucleotides. Lineage: Eukaryota; Fungi; Glomeromycota; Glomeromycetes; Diversisporales; Gigasporaceae. The record is from the annotation of a GenBank genome assembly.
AUGACCAACAAUUACUCCGAGAGUGUUGGAGUAGAACAACUUGGAUUGCCUGAUAAUAUUCCGAAUAAUUAUCUUGAUCUUUGGACUGAAGCAGUACAACCUUUCUUUGACGAAUUGGAUAAGAAUUUCACAAAUGGUCUUAUAAAUUUAAAACGUUAUGAUAAAUAUACCACUUACGGUUAUUUCAAAGAAGUUUUUCUACCCCAAAAAUUGCCAACAAAAGCAGCGUAUUAUGAUGAAAUAAUUAGUGCCCUCGAAGUGCAAUUAGUGGGCACAGGAAUGCAACGGUUCCCUAAUGCUUUUUUACCAAUGAUCAAGAAGGAAAAUAUUAAUUUGACAUAUAAUAGUGAAGUUUAUAAGCUGGAAAAGACCAAAAAUAAUAAAAUUGAAGUACAUUGGAUAAAUGACGGAAAAAAGGCUUCUGAAGUCUUUGAUCGAGUAAUUGUAACUGUUCCGUUAGGUAUUGUCCGUCAUUGGGAUUUACCUUUAUCAUUAUCAUAUGGAAAACGAAGUGCUAUCCGUGAAUUAGAUUAUGGAUUUUCAGCAAAAAUAUUUCUCCAAUUCAAAUCACGUUUUUGGGAAAAAUCUCCUAAUGAAACUGGUGCUAAUCCUACUACCUCUAAUGUUGGAAUUGUUGGUGGUAUCACAUAUACAGAUCUUCCUAUUAGAGUUUUAGUUUAUCCUUCAUUUUACCAAGGUAUACCAGCCGAUGAUCCUGGUGUCCUCUUGGCUUCUUAUACAUGGAGUAAUGAUGCGAUAAAAUAUGGUCAAUACAGUGAUGAAGAAAUGUAUGAACUGGCUUUAAAAGAUUUAGCAACUAUUCAUGGUGAUAUAGUAUAUAAAGAAUGGGUCUCAGGUAAAGAAAAUAAUAUAGCUAAGUAUUGGUCGAAUGAUAGAACUGCCGGGGGUCCUUUUGCUGAAUAUGGACCUUCACAAUUAGAAUCAUUAAUGGGUGCUAUGAUGAGACCGGAGGAAUCUAUUCAUUGGGGUGGAGAACAUACUGACAUACAUUGUGCUUGGAUUGUUGGAUCUUUAAACUCUGGGGUUAGAGUAGUCAAAGAAAUAUUACUUCAAAAUUUAAUGGGUGAUAAAUGGUCUGAGUUAAAGGAUAUGACAUUAUUAAAAUAUUGGAAUGGAAAUCUUGAUGCUUUUGAAGGUUAUUAA